GCCGCGCCGAUGCCUUCAAUCUUGUUGGAUAACCGACGCCGAUGGAGGGCCCUCCGGUGCCGCCGCGGCAGCAAACCCUCGUCGCUGCCAUCGACAUGGGCACAAACUCCUUUAAGCUACUGGUGGCUCGUGUCCUCCCCCGCGGCCACCUCCUCGCCCUCGCCCGCCUCAAGGAGCCCGUCCUCCUCGGCCGCGGCCGCGCCGCCGAUGGCUCCGUUGCCCCCGAUGCCCGCCUACGUGCCGUCGCCGCCCUCCGCUCCUUCUCCCUCGCCCUCCGCGCCCUCGACGUCCGCCUCGCCCGUGUCGUCGCCACCGCCGCGCUCCGCUCCGCCCCCAACCGCGACGACCUCGUUACCGCCGUCAGCGCCGAGCUUGGCUUCCAGGUCGACGUCCUCUCCGGUGAGGAGGAGGCCCGGCUCGUCUACCUCGGCGUCCUCCAGUUCCUUCCCCUCUUCCAUAGAACCAUUCUCGUCGUCGAUAUCGGUGGGGGUUCCACCGAAUUCGUGGUGGCGAACAAGGGGAAAGUCCUCUACGCUACCUCUCUUGAUCUCGGACACGUUUCCUUGACCGAAUUCCACGAGAGACAUGGAAACUUUGGAGAUCUCCGCAGCUACAUCCGUUCCGUUCUCAACCAAUCGCCGUUGGUGGACAAGGUCAAGGAACUAGGGUUUGAGAUUGCUGUCGGUUCAUCAGGAACAAUCCGUUCGAUCGAAAGGUCCAUAUUUCUUGAUGGCUUUGAUGAAUCUAUGAGAAGAGACUUUGGCAGGGAGUGGAGGUUCAGUAGAGAUGAAUUGGGGCUUCUUGUUGAAAAGCUUACUAGUCCGAAUCCUAGUGAGGUAGAGAGAGCAAAAAGAUUGGGAUUUCGAAAGAGGAGAAGAGAGUUUAUUGUUGCGGGUGCUGUGCUGUUAUUGGAGAUCUUUGAGACUCUUGGAAUUGACAACAUUGAGGUCUCUGGGUAUGCUCUCAGUGAAGGGGUCAUUUCUGAGAUGCUCACAAAUGAUCGGAUGGACUAUGAUAUUGGUAUGAAUGCUCGAUGGCGGUCAGUAGUAAGCCUAGCCAUGAGAUUCGAUGGGGACAACAGGAUGAAAUCUGCUUUACAUUGUGUUGGCAUCGCCAAGGAACUUUUUGAUGGCAUUAGAAGAUCGGACGAGCUCGUUGAUGGCAAUGCACGGUUGCAUGAAAAAGAUUUUGAGUAUAUGGAAGCAGCUUUAUUGCUUCAUAAUAUAGGAUUAUUAAUGGGCAUGAAAGGAUACCACAAACGUUCGUACAAGAUAAUCAAGAAUUGUGGACAUCUUCAUGGUUACAGUUCUGAAGAGAUAGAGCUUGUUGCUCUACUUGUGAGAUUUCACAGGAAAAAGUUUCCAAGAUACCAGAAUGAUCAUUUAAAAGAACUUUCAGCUGAGAUGAGGCAGAAAUUUAGAGUUCUUUGUGUAAUCACACGAAUUUCUUUGAGACUACAAAAAUGUCAGUGUGUGACUUCCCAAAGACUUGAAGUUUUUCCUACUGAAGAAGGUUUUGAAAUGGUUCUUGGUAGCUUGAAGGACCAUCUGCAAGGUUCCCAUGGGAUCGAACUGACAUCAGCCAUCAUUGAGGAAGAACUAAGACCUGAAUUAGAUCAUUUCGAAGAGGUGUUCCAGCAGAAAAUGUCAGUUUCAGUCCCUUGAGGUUGCAGAAAGAGGUACCUUUAAACCUCAUGUGUUUUAUGCUGAAUUCUGUAUCCAUAACUUGUUGAUCAUCAUAUAAACUAUUCUAAGCUGCAUUAGAUAAACUCGAUCUUAGGCUUCUUCUUUUUUCUGUUUAUUGGCAAUAAAAACAUUAAAAAGAAGAAGAAGA
Musa acuminata subsp. malaccensis (wild Malaysian banana) is the source of this 1833-nucleotide messenger RNA. RefSeq lists its product as uncharacterized. NCBI's taxonomy places the organism in Eukaryota, Viridiplantae, Streptophyta, Magnoliopsida, Zingiberales, Musaceae. The record is from RefSeq and is a predicted model, not a curated record. Gene Ontology annotation, molecular function: pyrophosphatase activity.